CAGCUGGAGCUACAGUAAGCAGAAGCAAUGGCUGUGGAGGAAGAGAAAGGUCUCCUAGGCACCAGCCAAGGAUGGAAGAUAGAGCUGAAAGACUUUCAGGAGAAUUAUAUGCCCAGCACCUGGCCCAAGGUGACGCACCUGCUGUAUGAGAUCAGGUGGGGUAAAGGAUCCAAGGUGUGGAGAAACUGGUGCUCAAACACACUCACCCAACAUGCUGAAGUCAACUGCUUGGAAAAUGCCUUUGGGAAGCUACAGUUCAAUCCUCCUGUGCCCUGCCAUAUCACCUGGUUCCUGUCCUGGAGUCCCUGCUGCCAAUGCUGUAGAAGGAUCCUGCAGUUUUUGCGGGCUCACUCUCAUAUAACCCUGGUGAUCAAGGCAGCCCAGCUGUUCAAGCACAUGGAUGAACGCAACCGACAAGGCCUCCGGGACUUAGUGCAGAGUGGAGUUCAUGUGCAAGUUAUGGAUCUACCAGAUUACAGGUACUGCUGGAGAACAUUUGUCUCACAUCCACAUGAAGGAGAAGGUGAUUUUUGGCCUUGGUUUUUCCCUCUAUGGAUCACUUUCUAUACCCUGGAACUCCAGCAUAUUCUGUUGCAGCAACAUGCUCUCAGCUACAACUUGUGAGUCACAUAUAUGCAAAUGCUUCUGCAAGAAGUCUCUGAGGUGUCCAGCUUCCAUAUGGCAGCUCUGAGUAACAAACCAGGCACUGACAUCUAUUGACAAGCUUCCCCGUACCACCAGCCAGUCACUGCUAGACCACAAGCCAGCACCUGAGGACAUGGAAAAAUAAUUUUCAUGAUGUUCUGUAAAAGCAACCAAACCACAUAUAUCAGCAUCUUCAGCCUUCAGAAAGUGACACUGCGCUGGAAGUCACCUCACCAGCCCUACAAGUCCUUUGAAUAAGGAUUGGGACCAGGGAUGGAUCUCUUUUCUAUUGUUGGCAGUGGCUUUCUACAUGCUACCUUGGGGAAGCAGACAGUGGUACAUAUUCCACCUUGGGCCAUUCCAGGUAUCAACUAGUAGCAAGUUCUUUGCAACAGGAAGCUCCUAAGAAAAUCAUUUUUAUAUGUGCUGGCAUUUCAGAGACUCUUUCCUACUAUAUGUUAUGCAAGCUCAUUUUUCUACCCCUGGGUUUUUAAGAUUUAUUGUCCACACUGGUUGAAACCUGCAAAACAUUUGCGAUUAAAUUUUUAUUGGAAAAGUGUUUCUUUAAAUAAAGGAUUUUUAGUUA
Messenger RNA from Alligator mississippiensis (American alligator), 1231 nucleotides. RefSeq names its product C->U-editing enzyme APOBEC-1. Gene Ontology annotation, cellular component: nucleus; cytoplasm. The transcript has 5 exons. The record is from RefSeq and is a predicted model, not a curated record. NCBI's taxonomy places the organism in Eukaryota, Metazoa, Chordata, Crocodylia, Alligatoridae. Gene Ontology annotation, biological process: cytidine to uridine editing. Gene Ontology annotation, molecular function: RNA binding; cytidine deaminase activity. Bases 28 to 624 code for a protein of 198 amino acids.